GAUGUGUAUGUGCAUCUCGCUCACUCAUGUGUAGCACCGCAUUGUGUGAAGGUGUCAUUGCGCACGGCAGUAUUAAACUAGUAUCCAUCGAAACCCCACGUCUUCUUAUUUCUGCACCAUUUACCCACAAACAUAUCAUUGGCGACGAGGACGAUUUUACCCACAUACAAAAAUAAAAAAUGGCGAAGUCAUUUUUGGGUAAUUUAUCGACGUUUGAUUAUAAAUCCGGCGAGUGGUCUAUUUUCAAAGGGCGGUUGACCCAAUUUUUGAAGGUUAACGAAGUCAAGGAAGAGAAUAAAAGUGCAAUCUUGAUUACACAUUUAUCCGAUGACUCAUAUCGUUUGGUGCGUAAUUUGGCUUAUCCGGUCGAGUUGGAGGCGCUGGACUAUAAGAAGCUGGUGGAACUGCUUGAUACUCACUUCAAACAGAAGCAAUGUUCAUUUUCGGACAAGGCCAAAUUUUAUGGAGCUAAGAGGAGCUCAGGCGAGUCAUUGGGCGAUUGGGCUGCACGACUGCGAGGAUUGGCGAGCUACUGUAACUUCGGAUCCGCUUUGGACACAAACCUGACGGAUCGUUUUGUCCUGGGCUUAGGAGCGGGGCCCGAGCGUGAUAAGCUAUUUGAGCAGAAUGCUUCCACGUUGGAAUUUAACAAAGCGUUGGAGAUAGCUGAGCGAGCGGAAUGCGCUAGAGAAGCCAGGAAGGUGUUGUCCACAGAUGACACUGCCAUAAAAGAAGAACCGGUGAACAAAAUAUACAAGGGCGGUUCACGUCGCGGCGGCGGUGGCAGCGGCGCAGGCGGCGCUCGUGCGGGGACACGAGAUGCAAGUCGUGAGGCUGGCCGUUGUUCUAUAUGCGGUUUAAAAGGUCACGAUAAGGAUGUGUGUCGUUACAAAAAUUAUAAGUGUCAAAAAUGUGGAAAAGAAGGGCAUUUAAAGAAAGUGUGUAAUAAAAAAAAACAAACCAACCGUGUUCGCGUCAAUAAUAUCGGAAGCGAUGAUAGUGAUAGUGAAACAGACGGUAGCUGUAAGGAAUGCCAUAAUUUUAACAUAAGAUUUCAAAAUUAGUGUGGAGGAAUGAUGUGUAUGUGCAUCUCGCUCACUCAUGUGUAGCACCGCAUUGUGUGAAGGUGUCAUUACGCACGGCAGUAUUAAACUAGUAUCCAUCGAAA
Molecule: messenger RNA, 1168 nt
Organism: Helicoverpa zea (corn earworm)
Lineage: Eukaryota; Metazoa; Arthropoda; Insecta; Lepidoptera; Noctuidae
Exons: 2
Coding region: 180-1064 (294 amino acids)
Molecular function (GO): zinc ion binding; nucleic acid binding
Source: RefSeq, a predicted model, not a curated record